Messenger RNA from Cuscuta campestris, 3657 nucleotides. The record is from the annotation of a GenBank genome assembly. Lineage: Eukaryota; Viridiplantae; Streptophyta; Magnoliopsida; Solanales; Convolvulaceae.
AUACGCUGGUUCUUUUUUUUGCUUUAAAAAAAAUGCAAUCUUGGCUCAUUUUACUUCGUUGCAAAGAAAGCCCAGUUUUCAGACCCCUGGUUUCUCUGUGCAUUUACAUACAAAAUACCACCUUUCUUCAUGCGCUCGCUCUUCUUGUCUGAUCAGAUUUUCUGGGUUUUGCUUCUUGUGAUCUUCUCUAGAGAGGCUUAGUUAGGGUUCAAGAACUUGGUCAGAUUCAGGGUGUCUUUUUGCCAUCUGUUCAAGUUGCAGGCAAAAUGGAAGGAGGGGUUCCCUCUUUGAAUAGGCGAGUUUGGCUUAACAAUGACGUAGUUGAUAUAGUCUUCUCAUGGUCUCUUGAAGAUAUUUUCAAUGAAGACCUCUACAGAGACCAGGUGGAGAAGAUACCAGAAAGAUUCUGUUCGUGGGAGCAUUAUCUAGGUUGCUUUACAUUUCCUCUGCUGGAAGAAACUCGUGAGGUUGUGGCUUCUUCUAUGGAAGCAAUGGAUAAGGCACCAUUUGCUGAAGUCACCUCCUUUGAAGAGACAAAAGGACAUGGGAAUGGUGUUCAUUACAAUGUCAAAGUUGACUUUUGGAAGAGAAGAGUUAGUGAUGAUGGGGAGCACUAUAGAACAUUACCCGGAGACUUAUUGGUAGUCUCUGAUAAUAAACCCGAAACUGUUUCUGAUUUGAAUCGUGCGGGGUGGAAUUGGUCAUUUGCUUUGGUUGUUAAUGUGACCGAUGAUGAGAACAAUGAUGGAAGUUCGUCCACAAAUUUUAGAGUGAAAAUGCCUAUUGCUUUUGGAGCCAAGAUUGGAGCCCAUGCUACAAUCUACAUUGUGUUCCUUGAAAACCUCACAACAAGUAAAAGGAUUGGGAGUGCUCUGGGAAUGGCUAGGAAUUUGGACAUUAUUGAUAGCGUUUUGUACACGAGCGAUGAGGUUGAGAAGAAAUGUGAUGUAUGCUCUCAACAUGAUGAAAUAGCAUCAUCUACAGAGAAAAUUGAUGAUAGCUUGUUGUCCAUGCUUAAUGAAUCCCAGGCUAGUGCAGUACUUACUUGUCUUCAAAGGGUGAAAUGCGACCAAUUCUCUCAUGUUGAUCUUAUAUGGGGCCCUCCCGGUACUGGGAAGACAAGUACUAUUAGCAUACUUCUGUUUAUGCUCUUUAAAAGAAAGUGUAGAACGCUUAUUUGUGCACCUACAAAUGUGGCAAUAACACAAGUUGCUUCUAGGGUGUUAAGGCUGCUUCAGGACUCUUAUAAAGAAGAAUCAUCAAAGGAGAGUCUAUUAUAUCCAUUGGGUGACAUUGUCCUAUUUGGAAACAAGGAUAGGUUGAAGCUGGGUGAAUACAUUGAGGAUAUCUAUCUAGACUAUCGUGUUGAAAGGCUUGCUGAGUGCUUUGGUCCACUAACUGGCUGGAGACACUGCAUUCGUUCUGCAAUUUCUUUUCUUGAAGAUUGUGUUUCUGACCACGAAAUCUUCCUGGAGAAUGAAUUAAUAAAAAUGAGAGCGUUAACUGAGAAUGGUGAAUCUUUGAAGGAAUGCGUAGAACCUAUAUCCUUUGCUGAUUUUUUAAAGUCACGGUUUGAGGGUGUAGUAUCACCUGUCAGAAGAUGCCUGUUUAUAAUGUGCACUCACAUACCAAGGCAUUUCCUUCAAGAACAUAAUUUCCAAGAUAUGGUUUCCCUGAUUUUCAUUCUGGAUUCUAUGAAAGAAACUUUAUAUCAGAAGCAUACAAGAUCUGAUGAAGAGCUGAAGGAAAUCUUUUCACAACCAGUAAACUCGGAAGUUGCAUCCGAGUCAUUUGCAGAUACAUCGUCGUUGGUCUGUUUAAGAAUACAAUGUGUCUCCAUUCUUAAAAUCCUUCUACGUUCUAUUGGAGAACUGGAUAUUCCUAGUUCCUUAUAUGGGGUUUCAAUUAAGGAAUUUUGUUUAAAGACGCCAUCCUUGGUUUUCUGUACCUCUUCGAGUUCUUUUCGGAUGCAUUCAAUUGAAAUGGAACCGUUCAGCUUACUGGUAAUUGAUGAAGCUGCUCAGAUGAGGGAAUGUGAAUCGAUUAUACCACUUCAACUUCCUGAUUUGCAGCAUGCAAUUCUUGUAGGUGAUGAAUGCCAAUUACCUGCAAUUGUUCAUAGCAAAGUGUCUAAUGCAGCUGGGUUUGGAAGAAGCAUGUUUGAAAGACUAAGUUCAUUGGGUCAUCCAAAGCUUAUGCUCGAUGUGCAGUACCGAAUGCAUCCAGCUAUAAGCCGCUUCCCGAAUUCGAGCUUCUAUCAUAAUCAACUCCUAGAUGCUCCAAAUGUGCAGUGUAAAACCUACGAGAGGCAGUAUCUUCAGGGCAAAAUGUUUGGUCCAUAUUCUUUUAUAAAUGUCCCUAGCGGAAAGGAAGAAGUGGAUGAUGUCGGGCACAGCAGAAGGAAUAUGGUUGAAGUUGCUUUAGUAAUGAAGAUAGUGCAGAACUUGUUCAAAUUUUGGCGUAACACAAAGACUAAACUAAGCAUUGGUGUUAUAUCACCCUAUGCUGCGCAAGUUAUUGCCAUAAGAGAUAAAAUUGGCAAAAGGUACGACAACCUUGAUGGCUUCGCAGUUAAUGUAAAGUCUGUUGAUGGUUUCCAAGGUGGAGAAGAAGACGUAAUAAUAUUAUCAACUGUGAGAUCUAAUCGUGCUGGCACUAUUGGUUUUAUGAGUAGUUUGCAAAGAACCAAUGUUGCAUUGACCAGGGCCCGGCACUGUUUAUGGAUAUUGGGAAAUGAAAGGACGUUGGUUGAUAGCAGUUCUGUUUGGGAAGCAUUAGUUCUAGAUGCAAAGAAACGGCAAUGCGUCUUCUCUGCUGCAGAUGAUUGUGAUCUUUCGAGAACUAUUUUGGAUGUCAAGAAAGAAUUGGAUCAACUUGAUGACCUCCUUAAUGCAGACAGCAUCUUAUUCAAAAAUCAAAGAUGGAAUGUCUUGCUGAGUGACAAUUUCAAAAGAUCAUAUAGAGGCUUGGGGUCAUCCCAUUUGAAAAAGUCAGUGCUUAAUCUUUUACUUAAGCUGGCCGGGGGAUGGAGACCGAAGAGAAAAGGGGUGGAUUCGGUGUGUGAAAGUUCAUCACAGAUUGUGAAACAGUUUAAGGUUGAAGGGCUAUUUAUAGUCUGCACAAUUGACAUUCAGAAAGAGUUUAAAUACACCCAAAUUUUGAGGGCUUGGGAUUUAUUGCCUCUUGAUGAGGUUGGAAAGUUGUUGAGACGACUUGAUAGCAUAUUCGCCAUGUAUACAGAUGAUUUUAUCAAUUUGUGCACGCAGAAGUCCCUCGAAGGGGACUUGGAAGUUCCAAAAGUUUGGUCAGCUUCUCAAGAUCUGGUAAGGUUCAAGAGUCUUAGUGAGAGAUCAGUUGAUAACUCGAAUGACGGUGUGGUAGAGGGUAGAAGUUACAUUGAAAAUUCAAGAAAGUUGAUAUCCCUUUUGAAGUCACGGAUGAGGAAAAGGAGAUUAUUAAAUCGGGCAGGAGUAGUUUCAUACUGGGCCGAUCAGGCACUGGUAAAACUACAGUUUUGACCAUGAAGUUAUUUCAAAAGGAACAACAACACCAUCUGGCCUUGGGAGGCAUCAGAGAAGUGGAGACAAAUGAGAUCAACAAGCAUGCUGGUGAAAGUAGCUUUGCAAGUUCUGAGAUUGCAACCACUUCUCAAUCCGA